Molecule: messenger RNA, 441 nt
Organism: Parnassius apollo (apollo)
Lineage: Eukaryota; Metazoa; Arthropoda; Insecta; Lepidoptera; Papilionidae
Source: the annotation of a GenBank genome assembly
AUGAAGUCAAAGUGUGACUUUAUAAAAACUACCUUAAAUUUAAAUGAGAGUUAUAGCGAAUUGGAUAUCAACCUUGAGAACGUUACUGAGACUCCGAUUACGAACACUCAACAUAAGGAGAGGACAUGUAAUUCUCCUAUAUUUGAUACGCCUCAGCGAGAGAAAAAUGAUGAAUGUGAAGCAAAUAAUAAUCAGCACCUGGCAGAGUCACAGUCAACACCAGUCCCCUUAACAGUAAACCCAAUCUUUAAUAAAACAAUAUGUUAUAAGAAUAUCAACCUUGAGAACACUACUGAGAAUCCGAUUAGGAACACUCAACAUAAGGAGAGGACAUGCAAUUCUUCUGCACUAGAAAUACCUCAGCGAGAGGAAAAUGAUGAAUGUGAAGCAAAUAAUCAACCCCUGAUAGAGUCACAGCAACAUCAGCCCCGUCAACAGUAA